CCCGCGCGGCCCCUCGCUGCCGCCGGCGUCGGGAUGGAGGCGCCCGUCCUGCUGCUGUGGGUUAAUGGUCUAAUGACGCUUGGAUUUGCAGGUGCACGUCAACAGACUAAUCUCUGCAAUGAAUCUCUCAUGUUAGAAAAGUUGCCUGCCUGUGGAAAAUCCUUUGAAGAGAUGAUGAAGAAAGUGGACUCUAAAAAAUGGUGCAACCUGACAGAAUUUAUCAUGUAUUACGACAACUUUACCCAGUGCACAGAACGUGAAGCCAACAAUGCGAGUUGCUUUUGGCCAAACCCCCUCGCAGAGGGCUUUAUCACUGGAAUUCAUAAACAAUUCUUUUCAAACUGUACUUCAGAAAAGGUUCACUGGGAAGAUCCACCGGAUGAAAUUCUCAUAACUCUGAUCUUGAUCCCAGUCAUGUUGACAUGUGCCAUGAUAACACUGGUAGUAUGGUGCAGCAAAAGAAGUGAUAUCCUGGUGUAAGUUCUUCCUCUGGACUUUCUUUUUCUCCAUUUCCUUCUUCCAAAAGCACUAAUAAAGGAGGACAAAGAGAGAAACUCGACAUAAAGAUUUCAGAUCUGCUGAGAUGGAACCUGUGAGAUACUGAGACAGAGACAAUGCUCCUGUGAACAAAAAGCUGCCUGCUGCUGCCGCCGCUGCCGAAAGUCACUGCUUCUGAGCUUGGCCAUGGGUGUUGCUGGCGGAAGGCUCUCUACUUCCAUCAGGCCUCAUCAUCAUGGAAUUCACCGGCAGCUCCCAGAAACAGGAGAGUCCCCAGGCAAAUGGACCCCUUAGCUGCAAAAGGGGUAAAGUUACUUUCCCGUGGGUAAGGCUGGUUGGUAAACUAAGUUUUGCAAAACUGUGUGUAAGCGUAUGUACGCAUGGUGUAAUGCUGACUACGGGGGAGAUGAUAUCUCUUGAGUUUUUGUGCAGGACACUUGAGGUUUUUGUCUGUGAACCUUGUGGCUUGGACAGAAGAUCACUGGCAAAGGAACCGAAUGUGGAUGUAACCAAGUGGCAGCUUUUCCUGGAAGCUACUCAAAAACAUCAUUAUCAAGAGCUGGAAGUAUUGUUCUGGCAAAGGAACAAUUUAUGUACCCAGUGACUAUCCCCACGGGGAAAUAUCAUGCCACCUUAUCAAAUAGUUCAUAAAAUGUCUUUAAGCAUGGCUACCUAGAAUUGUAUGGCUCACAGAGAAACUCUGGGAAGAUAUAUAGGUCUUAUUUUACAGAGCUGGAAAAUGUGAGAGGAAAUUGGUUGAUUAUAAAUAUACUAAGGAGUAAUGGAGAAACUUUCAUAUGCCAGACUCUUUAUUUUUCCUCUUUUAUAAUUAUUAUUCUUGACGACUUGUGUUCACUGUAUAUUCCCUGCUCUCCCUUCAAUUUGUGCAAGUGAUAUCCUACAAAUAAAUAUAAAGGUGUCAUGUUGAUUGAGGUGCCUUUCAGAGUAUAAUUUUGUACAUAAAUAAUUCCUUGUCCCGUUGAGAGUGUGGGAAUUAAAGCAUGAACAUCAAAGCUUGGAACAGACAUAGGAGGAAAGACAAAAAAUUCUACACAGAAAUCUUAUUCUAGAAAGCUACUCCAGUGUAAUAGUUUAAAUAAAGAUUAUAUGCCCAAAAUGAAACAACUUCUAUGUUUGUCUUGUAAACCUUUCUUUUCUGUCAUUUCACAAAAUGCCUUUCAGUCGAACGCUCUUCUAUUUUAAAUGAACAAUAUCUGUUACAAGUCACUCUUCCUUUUUCCAUACCUUAUGCACACAAAUAAAAUACAGGUUGAAUGGCCAAGUAAUGGUGUUGCAUCU
Messenger RNA from Gavia stellata (red-throated loon), 1797 nucleotides. It is a transcript of the gene RAMP3, whose product is annotated as receptor activity modifying protein 3. Gene Ontology annotation, cellular component: signaling receptor complex; membrane; cell surface. The record is from RefSeq and is a predicted model, not a curated record. The transcript has 4 exons. Lineage: Eukaryota; Metazoa; Chordata; Aves; Gaviiformes; Gaviidae. Gene Ontology annotation, biological process: regulation of G protein-coupled receptor signaling pathway; intracellular protein transport; calcium ion transport. The coding region runs from base 34 to 480 and encodes 148 amino acids. Gene Ontology annotation, molecular function: coreceptor activity.